Chenopodium quinoa (quinoa) is the source of this 1309-nucleotide messenger RNA. RefSeq lists its product as uncharacterized. The transcript is spliced from 2 exons. Bases 522 to 1022 code for a protein of 166 amino acids. The record is from RefSeq and is a predicted model, not a curated record. NCBI's taxonomy places the organism in Eukaryota, Viridiplantae, Streptophyta, Magnoliopsida, Caryophyllales, Amaranthaceae.
UUAAUUUAAUGUUGAUAGGGAGAAAUACUUUACUCGUACGGUAUAAAAUGAACACUUUUUACAGGUCAAUCAGUUCAGUUACACAAGUUAACAUGAUUUAAACUAGAAUAUAAAUACAAACAUUAUUUAAUGUACGAAGUAUCUAAAAAAAAGAAUCCAAUUUUUUCCUUAGCCAAUACUCCGUACCUUUCACAGAUAAUUAGCCAGCUCAGUUACACGGGGCUACUGCUUGAGUGUGAAAUACAACAUUUCUCAAAAAAAAUAAAAAUAAAAAAUAAAAAGAAUCUACCAUGAUUUGUUUGUUUGUUUAUAUAUCCAUCAUUCAUUUCAUUUAAUUUCCCCACUUCAUUCCAACUUUCAAUUUCUAACACCUCACCCUUUAUCUCUUUCUCUCUCUUACUCCAUACUUAAGUGUCACUCCCUAAUUAAAGAGAAUCCUACUACAAACAACCCAAGGAAAAAAAAAAAAAAAGAUAGAGAAAUCUCAAUAUUAAUAAACCCCUCCAAAAAAGAAAAAAAAAAUGGUUUUAUCAUUAGUAGGAAGUAUAAAAGGUGGAGAAAUUUCAUCAGCAGGUUUACGAAUUGUAAUACUUCAGAUUUCAGAGGUUGAAUGCUCUAAUAUUGUGGUUAAAUCUGGGUUAAGAUCCUUAACAAGAACACCCAUCAAUUCAAUAUCGUCAAAAACUAGUUCAUCUUCGAUGAUUAUUGAUUGUUUUCUCAAAUCAUGCCAUUUAUGCAAGAAGCCUCUUUGCCCUGAUAAAGAUGUUUACAUGUACAGGGGUGACCAAGGAUUCUGUAGCAUAGAAUGUAGGAACAGGCAGAUAAUGGUGGAUGAGAUGAAAGAGAUUGAAGUGAAGACCAAGAAGAGGCUUGCUACUUCUACUACUUCCAUAGAUUGUGCUGGAUGUGAGACUUGUAAGCUAUUAGAGGUCCUUCGACUUCGUCGACAUCACCGUAACAACAAGUUUAAAUCAUUAGUCCCUCCUACAAAACAACAACCACCUUUACUCUCUUUUUCAUAGUUUAUAUGAUAUGAAAUUAUGAACCAUAUGAUAUAAUGUUCAGUUGAUCAUAUAUACAAAUAUAUACGAAGUAGUAAUUAGGAGUAUUUUGGUGUAGAAAUUUGGUAUGGUAUGUAGCUAGCUAGCUAGGGUUUAUAAGAGCACUUUACUAAGUGGCCUGGUCGGAAAUUCCAAGUUAGAUCAUUUAGCAAAUGUAAUCAAUUUAUUUUAUUUUUUAAGCUAAAUUUCGAAUUUUCAAUUAUUAUUUACGAAAUUGAAGGAAUUUCAUACAAGUAUGUUUAUUUAAC